AUGGAAAACUCAGAUUCUAGCGAUCAAGGAAAUGACCAAUCUGAAGCACAGCGCAGAAGGCAAGGGGAUCGCUUGAAUCGGGAAGAAGCUUUCUAUGGAUUUGUCAAUAAUCUGAGCGGAGAAGACUCUCGACUUCUGAGAGACAACCAUUUGCUAGGCACCCCAGGUCAAAGUACUGGGGAGGAGCUCUAUAGAAGACUUCAGCAAAAAACAGUGGCCGUGCUGCCACCUCUGCCUCCGCCGCCGCCGCAGAGCUCAGAAGAAAACGGAGACUCUUCAGAUGACAAGUCCAAUGGUGACUCCAUAAUAGAUUGCCUUAGCUCUGUCAGACAGACUGGCAAUACAACAAGAAGUGGUCAGAGAGGUAAUCAGUCCGUGAGGGCAGUGAGCCACACUAAUCCAAACAGUCGUGAUUUCAGAUUCAGUUUAGAGACCAAAGUUAACCGUAAUAAUGGAAGCCAAACUUCAGAGAAUGAAAAUGAACCAUCUGCUACACGUCUUAGUUUAGAAAACAUGGAUCGCAGUAUCCUCAGUCAAAUGGAAAGUACAGCAUCUGAGACAUCAUCUGCCAGAACACCUAGGUCAGAACACAGUUCUGCUGAAGCAUUAACAGAUGUGCCAUCCACCAGAGGUCGGAGGAGGGCAAGAAGCCGGAAACCAGAACACCAGCGAAGAACCAGAGCCAGAGCUGAAAGAAGUAGUUCUUCUCUGCCCCCAGCAAAUGAAAUUCCACGAAGAUCUCAUCAUAGCAUCUCAUCUCAGACUUUUGAGCUGCCUUUGGUAAACGAGAUCGAGGGAAGUUCUAGAGCCCCUCACCAGAUAACUAGCCCUGAGUUGCUAGGUAGAGGUCGUUUUGUGGCUUCUGGGUCAAGAAAUUCUGCUGCUCAAGGGACAAGCUCUUCAGACACAGAUGCCAAUGGUGAAGCGGCAGGAUCUGGUCAAAGACCUCCAACCAGAGACCUUCAAGUCAGAAGAGUUCUGCUGGCAGAAGACCGGCAGAGAGAUAGCGCAGCUAGCAGAACUCUGUCGAGGUCUCAGAUCCCAAACAACACGGUCACUUAUGAAAGUGAACCUGGAGGUUUUCUAGGCACUUCUACACAUUCUGAACGUGCAGCUGGGUCAACCUCUAUGAGUACUCACAGCUUUUCCACUCUUUCAAUCUUCAAUACUGGAUCAAGGGAAACUACAUCUCCUCCAAUUCAACCCAGGUUCAGGCAGAGAACAACACCUUUUGGUGAGCUUGCAUGGAGUGGUAACAACUCUGCUUCCAUCCCCAGCUACAACCCUGGCCCCAUUUCCAUCGAUGAAUAUUCAGAAAGUAUCUCACAGAUGUUUCAAGGAGGUGUUGAAGCAACCCAACUUUACCCCUUUAAUGACAACCACCUAAUGAGAAGACCCACCAAUGUCCAGAUUAAUAACUUGGCAACGAGAAGUUUUGCUGAAAACGAUGCAUUGAAGACAUGCACUGUCUGCAUGACUCAAUAUACAGAAGGCGACAGAAUUUGUGAGCUACCUUGCUCCCAUGAGUACCAUGUCCCCUGCAUCGAACGCUGGUUUUGGGAGCAUAACACCUGUCCCGUUUGUCGCACUGUUGUCUUAUCUUCCUGGAGCAGACGAAGGGUUAUAUAA
Molecule: messenger RNA, 1629 nt
Organism: Microtus oregoni (creeping vole)
Lineage: Eukaryota; Metazoa; Chordata; Mammalia; Rodentia; Cricetidae
Product: E3 ubiquitin-protein ligase RLIM-like
Cellular component (GO): cytoplasm; nucleoplasm
Source: RefSeq, a predicted model, not a curated record